AUGAAAUUAUUGAAUGAAAUGAAUCUUAUAAUUUUAAUAUAUAAGAUUCUGUAUAUUAAAUAUACAAAAAAUAAAUAUAUAUUCACUUUAAAUGAAGAAAAUUAUAAAAAGAAAAAAAGAACGUAUUGGUAUAAAAAUUGCACCUUUACGUAUUUAUUAAUAAUUAUAGUUUCAAUUUCAUUGAUAAAAUUUAUGACUUUAUAUGAGAAUAGAAUAAUAUCAUCCUUGCACUUUAAUAAUAAAUAUGCAAGAAUAUUAGAUGAGCAUGAAAAUGAUUAUUAUAGUAGAGUAAAAAGUAAAAAUCCUAAAAAUAAUAUAAGAACUAAAAAAGAUGAUGAAUCAAGGAACCGCUAUAAUAAUAUUAAUAUAAAUGUAAAUGAUAUAGGUAAUGAACAAAUGUCAAAGAAUAAUAUAUAUUUUCAUAAUAAUCCUAAUGAUUCAGGAUAUAUAUCAAUGAAUGUGUCUAAUGAAUCAUUAAAUUUAAACUACAAUGAUAAUACCAAUUCAUUAACCAAAGAACAAUUAUUUGAGAUUAUCAAUUCAUUAAAAGAAGUUCCGUCAGAUGAAGAUCUUGAGAAUAUAUGGAAACAUGCAAUAUGUGUUGCAAAGGAAGGUUUAGGACGUAUGAUAAAAAAGUUAUAUUUUUAUCUUGAUAGUUAUAUGGAUGAAUAUGAAGAAAUGCAAAAACAAAAGUGUUUUUGUUUUAGAAAGGAGAUAUCAGAAGAUUUUAUGGACGAAAUUAAUGAAACAUUAUUAUCACAUGAAAAAUCAUAUACUUAUAAAUUUUAUAAAUUACUUAGAAAAAGAAGAACAGUUGAAAAAUUAAAAAAAUUUAUUUUUACAUUUAUUGAUAAAAUGGAAAAAUUAAUAAACUAUCUCUAUCAUAAACAUAAAGGUAUAUAUAUAAUGAAGGUUCUAAAACUACAUAGACUUGUAUGA
Molecule: messenger RNA, 939 nt
Organism: Plasmodium adleri (nom. inval.)
Lineage: Eukaryota; Apicomplexa; Aconoidasida; Haemosporida; Plasmodiidae
Product: Plasmodium exported protein (PHISTa), unknown function
Exons: 2
Coding region: 1-939 (312 amino acids)
Source: RefSeq, a predicted model, not a curated record